AUGGCGAAAACAUACGAUUAUCUUUUCAAACUCUUGCUUAUAGGGGAUAGCGGAGUUGGGAAGACAUGUCUACUCUUCAGGUUCAGCGAAGACGCGUUUAAUACAACCUUCAUCUCAACUAUCGGAAUCGACUUCAAAAUCAGGACCAUAGAGUUGAAUGGGAAGAAAAUCAAGCUUCAGAUAUGGGACACGGCGGGACAGGAGAGAUUUAGGACCAUUACCACAGCCUAUUACAGAGGAGCGAUGGGCAUAAUGCUAGUUUAUGAUAUCACCAGUGAAAAGUCCUUUGAAAACAUUAAGAACUGGAUUCGUAAUAUUGAAGAGCAUGCAUCAGCAGAUGUAGAGAAGAUGGUUCUUGGAAACAAAUGUGACAUGAACGAGAGAAGACAGGUAUCCAAAGAGAGAGGAGAGAAGUUAGCAAUUGACUAUGGGAUCAAGUUUUUGGAAACCAGUGCAAAAACGAGUGUAAACGUCGAAGAGGCCUUUUUCACUUUGGCUAGAGAUAUCAUGGCAAGACUUAACCGAAAAAUGAAUGACGGCGGUCAAACGGAUGGCGGUGGACCAGUAAAGAUCACAGAGAGCCGAUCGAAGAAGAGCAGCUUCUUCAGGUGCACGCUGCUGUAACGUCUGGAUACAUCAGUAUGGAUUUGUUUCCAUAGUAGUAGCGCUGAUUGGCUGGUCUUACCAGUCACGUGACCUGACGCUGAAAGCUGAGUGGUCAGUCUCCUAUGGCAGAGGGGAGCUUAAAUUUCCAUAGCCCAAAAAGUCAAGACGGAUCAGAGGAACAGAACUG
This is a messenger RNA of Chanos chanos (milkfish), 793 nucleotides long. Its product is annotated as ras-related protein Rab-8B. The record is from RefSeq and is a predicted model, not a curated record. The coding region runs from base 1 to 624 and encodes 207 amino acids. NCBI's taxonomy places the organism in Eukaryota, Metazoa, Chordata, Actinopteri, Gonorynchiformes, Chanidae. Gene Ontology annotation, molecular function: GTP binding; GTPase activity. The transcript has 8 exons.